AUGAAAUCUCUUCCGCACUCCGACCCGAGAAGCUUCUCCCGGCAGGUGGAAAUCCACAGCCAGUACUGCACCGGGUCGUUUCACCAGCAGCACUCUGAUCUCCUGGCUCGGGUCCACAGGAGCUGGCUCUUCUUCCCCUGGCACCGGAUGUUCCUCUACUUCCACGAGAGGAUCCUCGGGAGCCUGAUCGGCGAUGAGACCUUCGCGCUGCCGUUUUGGGGUUGGGAUUCACCUGACGGGAUGACCCUGCCAGAGAUCUACCUAAUCGGGUCGUUCAACGACAACCACCGCGACCCGACCCAUUACCCGCCCACCGUGGCAGAUCUGAACUUCCAGAGGCUGGAUCCAACCAGAUCUAUGUCGGAGGAGCAUGUCCGACUCAAUUUGGCCCUGAUUUACAACCACAUGGUCUCCGAUGCCAAGAUGGCGGAGCUCUUCAUGGGUUGCCCUUUCAAAACAGGGGAGUACGAGGAAUGUCCCAAGUCGAUUGAGUGGGCGCCGCACAACCCGCCCCACACUUGGCUCGGGUCGCCGGAGAUCGACGGGAGGCAAGACAUGGGAGCCUUCUACGCGGCGGCGAGAGAUCUGAUCUUCUACGCCCACCACUCAAUAGUCGACCCACAAGGAUUUUGA
This is a messenger RNA of Linum tenue, 633 nucleotides long. NCBI's taxonomy places the organism in Eukaryota, Viridiplantae, Streptophyta, Magnoliopsida, Malpighiales, Linaceae. The record is from the annotation of a GenBank genome assembly.